Portunus trituberculatus (swimming crab) is the source of this 652-nucleotide messenger RNA. RefSeq lists its product as uncharacterized. The transcript is spliced from 2 exons. The coding region runs from base 5 to 505 and encodes 166 amino acids. NCBI's taxonomy places the organism in Eukaryota, Metazoa, Arthropoda, Malacostraca, Decapoda, Portunidae. The record is from RefSeq and is a predicted model, not a curated record.
UGAAAUGAAUCCCCAAGAAGGGGCAUGUGAUGAAUGUCAGUCAUUCUCAGCUCUGCAUAUGAAGACAAAUGCUCCACAAGCACAAGUAACUUCAUGCUCUGCAUAUCCUGGCAUAGGAAACUACAAUGGAAAUGAAAGUACUAGCUUGAAACUAAAUCUUUAUCAGAGUUGUAAAAAGCAAAAAGAUUUUGAUCACAGGAAAUCUCCAUUUCCAUUAUUUACAUCAAAAAUUAGAAAAGCAUCAGAAAUAAUUCAAGCCACAGACUUAACUGAUGAAGAUGUUAGUUAUCAAGAUGGAGAUGAAAUGCUCUUUAACUCUGAAGAGGAUGGAGAAAUGGCAAGAAUUCUCAACAAAUUAAAAAUGCAGGUGAAUCAGAGCACACAAGAAGCCCAGAGUGAUGUCCCUACCCAUGACACAUCUCUUGACCAGGACCCAGCCUCUAUAACCUUACACAGGCUGAGUCAAGUGUCAUCAGUACUGUCCCAAUAUGUUACCAAUUCUUAGUACUGAUGAUUCUCUGCAGUUAUAACUAGUAGGUGAGAAUCACACACACACACACACACACACACACACACACACACACACACACACACACACACACACACACACACACACGUAGUGUAGUGGUUAGCACGCUCGACUCACACUCGA